AUGUCCACUCCCAUCAACGCGGGCAUGGCCAGACUCUCUCUCGCCGCCGCCGGCAACAACGAGGAAGGAGCUCGCAAGCCGUUCCCUGCCGCUGCUCAACCUAUGGAGGCCGAAAGGCCUUCCUCGAGCUUCAUCAGCCGCAGGGAUCUUGCGCUUGCGUCUCUCGCUCAUGCCAACAUUGCCGAUAUGGAACCGGUCAGACAAGCCAUCCUUGACUACCGCUUCUUCGCGCGCGAUGGAACCAGACUGAACCUUGGCUGGACCAUCCAAGACAGCAACCUUGAGUGCAACCACCCUGGUCCCUGGACCGACUUCCGAGGCCAGCGAGUCCCACUGCCUCGGCCCGUCUACUACAACCAGAUGUUCGACGAGGAAGGUGUUCUACUCUGCGAGGACGGCAGAUCCGGCGAGAAGUGCCGUGUCUGGCACCCUGGGUUCUUCACUGCUACAAGUGCGAUACCUAUGUCUGCAGAAAGUGCCAGAUCCAGCAUCAAAUCCCAGAGUACAACACCAAGCACCGCCAGCGUCCUGCAAAGAAGAAGAGAGAUGCGAAGCGUGCCGGCGAGCGUGAGGAUUACGCUCUGGCUCAGGAGUUCGCUUCGCAUCAGUUGA
Molecule: messenger RNA, 612 nt
Organism: Aureobasidium uvarum
Lineage: Eukaryota; Fungi; Ascomycota; Dothideomycetes; Dothideales; Saccotheciaceae
Source: the annotation of a GenBank genome assembly